GAAGCACGCAAAAUCGGACCCAUGAUGAUGGGAGCUUUUACUUUGACAGGCUGUAUGUACUGCGGGAGUUUCCUGGUAGAUUCAGAGCAGAGAGGUUCCGCGAGCAGAUUGUGCGGGAUGGAAACGCGGUGUUUAUAUCUUUUACUGGUGUGUGUGCUGUCAGUGUAUCCUGCCACAGCCGACAAUGGCAGCGUUAAAAAGAUGAAAAUGCAAUAUACUGGAAUGCCACUGUUGAAGUUUCAGAUUUGCGUGUCCUGAGGGUACAGGCGGGUGUUUGAAGAGUACUCUCGGGUUCUCACCCAGAGGUACCCAGACAUCCGCAUCGAGGGUGAAAACUUCCUGCCACAGCCUUUAUACAGGCACAUAGCUUCCUUCCUCUCCGUCUUCAAGUUUGUAGUGAUUGGUUUAGUUAUCCUGGGCAAGAACCCUUUUACAUUUUUCCAUAUGGAGGCUCCAGGAAUCUGGCUUUGGGCACAAGAGAAUAAGAUGUAUGCCUGCAUGAUGGUGUUCUUCCUCAGCAACAUGAUUGAAAACCAGUGUAUGUCCACUGGCGCCUUUGAAAUCACACUUAAUGAUGUGCCUGUGUGGUCAAAGCUUCAGUCUGGCCACCUGCCCUCUAUGCAGCAGCUGGUGCAGAUUCUGGAGAAUGAGAUGAAGCUGAGCGCACACAUGGACUCUCUCCCCCACAGACGGGCGUAAAGCUGCAGGAACUGAACAGACUGGCUGUGACUUGUGUGUGAUGCGAGGCCUUGGUGUGUAAGAUGGCAUUAAUGAAGGUUUGCACUGAAUGCAGUGUGUCUGCUAGUGCAAGCUGGAUGUCCAGUCCCUCUCACUGCUCCAUGAGUCUCUCUGUACACACAUCCACUCUGCAGUCUUUGACUAAGAAUUAUGGAGGAAAUGGAAAGUUUCAUCUGAAAAUAUUCUGCAGGCAUCGACCAAUAACAACACAUGCUGUUAAGUGGAUCAAAUUGGUGUUAAAUACAGUGUUAACCUGUUUUCGGGUCUGUGCAGUAUUAAUUACUGAAAUCAGUUUUCAAAGUAUUUCCAAAGUUUGAAAUUCAAACUCUUUGUAAUGUGUUGAGAAUUACAAUUCUGUAUUACAAUUCUUGUGCCAAUUUAUUCAUUCCACUCUGAUGUUUAUGCAAUGUACGUUCUAGACAACGGUAUUCAUUAAAAAAAUAUAAAAAGUUCUGUAAAUUUAUGCAAUAACUAAAUAUGUGCAUUGAUGCAUUUUGAUUUUUGAUCAUAUUUAAUAUUUGUUUAUAAUCUGUUUUAAAUAAAGUCAACCAAUGGAUGUGUAAACAGUA
Molecule: messenger RNA, 1307 nt
Organism: Megalobrama amblycephala (Wuchang bream)
Lineage: Eukaryota; Metazoa; Chordata; Actinopteri; Cypriniformes; Xenocyprididae
Gene: selenot1b
Product: selenoprotein T, 1b
Exons: 6
Biological process (GO): cell redox homeostasis
Cellular component (GO): endoplasmic reticulum membrane
Molecular function (GO): thioredoxin-disulfide reductase (NADPH) activity
Source: RefSeq, a predicted model, not a curated record